Molecule: messenger RNA, 5496 nt
Organism: Boleophthalmus pectinirostris (great blue-spotted mudskipper)
Lineage: Eukaryota; Metazoa; Chordata; Actinopteri; Gobiiformes; Gobiidae
Gene: tmx1
Product: thioredoxin-related transmembrane protein 1
Exons: 8
Source: RefSeq, a predicted model, not a curated record
UGAAAGACCCCGAAAGUCAUGGCGUGUUUUGCAGCGGGCAGCAGAAGUAGUAGCAGGACUUUCGCUAUGUUUUCUUUACUUAGGCAAUCAAAACAGCGCUUUCUGUUUUGCUGUCUGUUUGUAAUAGUAAGUUUUGCGUCUCCUCCAGUGAAAGCCAAGCCGGAUAGCCUCAAAGAAGUGACGGACUCUAACUGGGAGGAGAUCCUGACCGGAGAAUGGAUGAUUGAAUUUUAUGCCCCGUGGUGCCCGGCGUGCCAACAGCUCCAGCCGACCUGGAAGGAGUUUGCCGACUGGGGGGACGAUAUGGGGGUCAACAUCGCUAAGGUGGAUGUGACCGAGCAGCCUGGGCUGAGUGGCAGAUUCAUCAUCACAUCUCUUCCUACUAUUUACCAUUGUAAAGACGGAGUAUUCAGAAAGUACCACGGACCUCGCACCAAAGAUGACUUCCUCAGUUUUGUCGAUGAACAGAAAUGGAAAUCUAUUGAACCCAUCUCCUCCUGGUUUGGGCCCUCCUCAUUUCUAAUGAAUGCAAUGUCUGCUUUGUUCAAACUGUCCAUGUUCAUCAGACGUUGCCAUAACUACAUGACAGACGAGCUGGGGAUUCCAAACUGGGGCUCGUAUGUGAUCUUUGGUUUGGUCACUCUGUUUUCUGGACUGGCCUUGGGUCUGUUGCUGGUUUUCAUCGCAGAUUACGUCUUCCCCUCGAGAAGAUUUUCCUCUUCAGAAUAUUACCAAGAGUGAAAACAAGCAGCAGAGCAGGCGCGUAUGAUGCAGGACGAUGAACACGAGGCCGACGGAGAGGAGGAAGACGAGGAGGACGAAGAGGAAGUGUGGAGACGGAGGAGAGCGCCCCCCGAAGGCCGCUCCGAGAACGCAGCUCAGCCCACAGAUGCGGCACUGAGGAAGAGGGCGGUGAGGGGCAGAGGAGAUGAAGAGGAGGAUGAGAGCGAGAGCUAGAGGGGUUUAAUAUUAUUUUAGUGAAAGUUUUAUCCUAAAACAACUCCUCAGUUCCUCUGUUUUUAGCCUGAAACAGAUUUGACAUGAGAAGAGACAGAGCUAAACAUUAGUCUUGGUCCUUCUGAUUUUAAAAGUACAACUAUAGAAAGGUUAAAGGGCCCAUAUUAAGCUAUUUUCAGAUCUAUGUUAUAAUGUUUCCUUAUCAAAAACAUACCUGGAGUUGUGUUUUGUUUCAUUCACUCAUGUUUAACACACAAAUCCAUUAUAUUCAGGCUGAGUUCUUUUCUCAAACAGAAAAUAGUCCGUGUUCCACCUUGUGAUGUCACAGGGAGUGCUUUACUCCAUACACCUUCACUUGAAUCAUUUGGAUAAUUUCAGCCCUGGAGUUGCCAAUCUCCACUGAACUAAAGGUAAAAUGUAGCCGUUAACUUGAAACUACUACUUCAUGACAUCAGAAGUUGGAUCAGAGCAUUUUGAGCAUUGGAGAUGAAUCCAGGAUUACUCAAAUAUGUGUGAAUGAAGCAAAACACAACUGUAGGUAUGUUUUUGAUGAGGUACCAACAUUCUAACAUAGUUUAAAGCUCACAAGAGUCAAUUUUGCACAAUAUAGGACCCUUAACGACAAACUGUCUAACUCUGGUGCUUGUCUCUAUGGUGAUGUUAUUGCUUUGCCAGGAAUGUUCCACAGUAUGUGAUUAAAACUGUCUGUCUUAUCUCCAUGGGGACAAGAAGGUGCUACCACCAGACAAUGUUACAGGUCAGACCUGUAGAGAGAUGACCUGUAAUAGAACAAAUGCAAGAGAGGUUUAAUGUCAUACUGCGGAACAUUUAGAGCAAAAUACUAACAUCCCCAUAGAGACAAGCAGGUGGCAGAUGCUCCACCAGAAAAAAAAAUGACAUUAUAGUUGAGGGUUAAUAGGUACUUGGUGCAUUUGUUUCCUCUGUGUGUACUGUAUUUCAGUUUUGAGUUUGGCUAAAAUCUUUGGGAUGGAGGAGUUGUGGAUUCGUUUUGAGAAUUAAAACUUGACCGUAGAGACUCAACAAGAGGGCGGCCAUGUUGGAGUGGGCAGGGCUACAGCGCAGGAGAUAAACAAACCAACGUCAGAACUGCUCCUGCUGCUUCCAGGUUUAGACGACAGGAACUUAACAUCUUCUGUGGACAAAACCUGUUGGAGAAUCUGGAUCUGAGGCAACCAACUUUUGUUUGUUGGACUUGUGUAAGUUUAAGUAUGAAACGGCUUAUUAUUACAGAAACUAAAUUUGAAAGUGCAGUCAAAAUUCUAGUUUAAAUCAGUCAGCCAUGAUCGUUUAAUCUCUUGUUGGUAAAUAUUAUUGAAAUAUUACACAUUUCUUUCAAAACUGAAAUGGCAAAUUGGCUCAUAUUUAGAUUAAACGGGCCUGAACCAGACUUUGCACCAAAUGGAAGAACAUAUUUCAGUAUGAACUGUUAGCCCCUCUCAUUUAUUCUUUUUCCACACUGAUGUUGAACCAUGUGCUUGAGUCUGCUAUUUACUAUCUAUGGAUCCUUCUGUUAUAAUUUGCACAUUUUAAACCACUAGUGCCCAGUGGGGGCUGAUGUCGCCGUGAACGUCAUCAAAACAAAGAGUCUGCAACUCGGAUGGAUAGCUGCAGAUCACACUAGCGAGGAGCUGAUUUUUUCUUUUCAUUUGUACCAAAAUGAUACCACUAUGCUGCUGAAUCCAACGUGUACACACAGAUUACCGAUACACACUGAUGUAUAUUAAAUAAAAAUUGGAAAACAAAGUAAGUGCAGAGCAGUGGGCAGUGAAAACAGAGCAGAUUGACAAAAUGGAGCAUCUGGAAAAUAAGUGAUUAAAGAUUGCUCAAACAUGCACGAAUCACUCCAAAUACAACUUCAGAGAGUAAAUGAGAAGGGGAAACGGCUAUAACAUGGUUAAAACUAAAAGCCCAGAAAGUAAAUUAUAGCAUAAUAGGUCUGCUUUACGACGUAUUGGCAAUAUGAAUCUAUUUUCUUUAUGAACGAGCUGUAAUGAAAAGUCUGGUACAGGCCCUUUAGAGAUGGUGCGGCCGUGUUGAUAAAUGACUUUCUUCUAUGCAUUGUUUAUAAAUGUGCGUUUGGAUUUACUCCUGAUUUGUGUUCAGAAAUGUUACGUUUUAUUUCAAAUACUGUAGACUUUUCUUGUUAAACUGUUAAGUUUAAAUAUUCAAGGAGUAUGAUAACUGUAAAUAAUGUUAUGAGUGGAGAAAAAGUUGAUGUUUCAGUGCGAUUGAUGAAAAAAUGAUCCUUUUGUGUAACUUGUUUAAAAAGGUUUGUACAAUUGCUGGGUUUUGGGAGGCGUCUGAGCUUUGAUUUGAUACUUUGCAGUGAGAGUCUGGGGGUGUUCUACAUGCAUCUCUAUUCAUUCAGCAGUUACCAUGGUGACACAAUGCACACCUUAGCGAACACAGGACAGUAUCAAGUUUCAAGAUAGUUUGAAAACUCAUUAUUUCUGGCAAGACUUGAUCAGAGUUUUAUUUUAACAUGAGUAACAGAGCUUUAGGUAGCUUCACACUCCCAUGGAACGCUGACGACAUCAUCUGCAAAGUAUCAAUAGGUCUUUAGUGUUUAAAGAUGCUCUGUGUAACUUUUCUGGUGGAGGGUCCCCAACCUGCUUGUCUCCAUGGAGUUAUUAUUGCCAUGUCUGGAAUAUUCUAUGGUAGAACAUUAAACUUAACCAUAUCCAGAGACAAGCCGGUGUUAAAGCUCCAUUAAAAAAGUUACACAGUCCAGCUUUAAUUAAGGUUUGGGCAGCCAGUGAAAUUCUGCGUUUGUGGAAUAGUUGGCGAAUUGGCCUCUUCACUAAUAUAAAUGCUUAGGUUCAUUUUUUAAAAAACUUUUUCUUGUGUAUAUUUCUUAUGACGGUGCCAUGUGAUCAAUACAUGUGACGUCCAUGGAGAUGUUAUUGCUUCGUUGGGAAUGUCCCACGAUAUGGCAUUAAAUCUCAUCAGACUUACAGGUAUUUUUUUAAGCCAAAGAAUACCCAAAAAGAACAUACAUUCGUACCACUAGCAGGCUUGCCUUUCCACAAAUCUGACUUAACCAUAUUGUGAUGCAUUCCAGGAAGACUAGCAACAUCUCCAUGGAAACAAGCAGGUGGCAGACACUCUAACGGAAAAGUUACAGAAUGCACCUUUAAACAACAGCAGCAUAACACUUGUUCCAGUUUGUGUUUGUUUGAAAAGCUAAAAAUGUGUAGCCUAUUUCGCUGCUCAAAACCAAAUAGCAAAGACAAAAUUGCAGCAAAACAGUCAAUACAAAUUCAAAUUUUAGUUAUAAAAUUUUUCAAGGGCCCAAAUUAAUCUGUUUUUGUUUUUGUAUUAAUGUUGUUUCCUCAUCACAGACAUACCUGGAGUGUUGUUUUGUUUCAUUCACACAAACCCUGCAUAUUUAGGUUCUUCUUUCAAACUGAAAACACUCUGUUCCACCUUGUGAUGUCAUGUGGUAAUACAGAAAGUGCAUCACUGUGUUUUUAAACUCCAUACACCUUCCCUAGAUUCAUUUGGAUAAUUUCAACCCUGGAAUUGCCGAUCUCUACUGAACAAAAGGUAAAAGGUAACAGUUAACUUGAAAACUACCACUUCAUGACAUCACAAGGUGGAACAGAGCAUUUUGAGCUUUGUAGAUGUAAACAGACUAAUAAUUAACUCAAACGUGUGAAUGAAACAAAACACAAAUCCAGGGAUAUUUUUUAGGAGGUAACGGCAUUAUAACAUGUCUUAAAGGACUUUUAAUUUCAUAACAAGUUUUAAUAAUCUUGUAAUUCUUUUUCUUCAGAAUCACGAUAUUUCAAAUUCAGCAACAUAUUGUCUUCGUAAUUGUUGAAAUCAGAGUUAACAAGACUAGAGUUGCUUAAAUAAUCCAGUUUAAUUUUAGUUUUUUAUCAUUAUAUAAUUUUUUCAUGUUUACAUGUAAAUUAUUUUAAGAGACGCACAUUUCAACUUUUACCAAAUAGAUACAAAGUAUAUUAAGUUAUUGUACAAAUGAAUGAAUGCAAUGUGGAUUUUCAUAGAACUGAGUGAGUCGAACAAACUUAACUCUGUAAUAACCAAACCUGGACUUUUGUAUUUAAAAGUGAGUUGAUUUGCAGUGUUCUUAUUACAUUGAUACUUUGCAAUGGCAUCACGCUGGGGGUCUUCUGCAUGCAUGUCUAUGGUGGAAUGUUCAGUAGUUACCGUAGUGACACAAUGCAAGUCUGAAAACUGUAGAAAAAAAUACAAAAUGGAUUGAAGCGACGCAUUUUCAGGAGCCAGUGAAUGUUGAUGAUCAGCUGCAAAGUAUCAAUAACAUUUAACAUUUUAAGUUUUUGUGUCAUUUUGCUGUUAAAACAUUUCCUGGUCUGUUUGUAAAAUAAAUGGAAGAGUUUUGAAUGUUUUUAACGCUAGACUAAUUUUAUAUUUUGCAUUUUCUCUUAAAAGAUGAUGUAACGGUGACAGACGGAGACUCCAGACCUGUAACUCUUUGAUAAUGAGUUGAAUGGAUUCUUUGCUGAUUAUUUUCAAAUAAAAUGUGAAGUUUUA